ACACGCACAACGGAGGUCGUGCGCCUGCGUUGUUUUAUCUGCACGGAAACCAGAUCAACCACGGAAAUCAGUUUGAAUGUGAGAUUCCUAUGAGACAUUUACAUCAGAAAAGCAGAAAGUACGACAUAAGAACCGCUUUGAUUGCUGUAUCCUAAAAAAAAAAAAAAAAACAUGUUCCCACGAGAAUUUGCGUGGGGAGCGGGAACUGCUGCCUAUCAAAUAGAAGGUGGCUGGCAGGCAGACGGCAAGGGACCAAGUAUCUGGGACACAUUUUGUCACGAGAAAGCCAGAGUGUUUGGGGAGCAGAAUGGAGAUGAGGCCUGCAACAGCUACGAGCUGUGGGAGAAGGACCUGGAGUGUAUCCAGCAGCUUGGACUGACACACUAUCGUCUGUCUCUCUCCUGGGCCCGCCUCCUGCCCGAUGGGACGACGCGACAUGUCAAUCAAAAAGGUGUACAGUACUACAGGAAGGUGCUCGAUGAUUUGCUGGCAUGCAGCGUAUCCCCGAUGGUGACGCUUUACCACUUCGACCUGCCUCAAGCUCUCCAAGAUCAGGGGGGCUGGAAAUCAGCGGGUAUGGCGACCCUGUUUGACAGCUACGCAAAGUUUUGUUUCCAAACAUUCGGCGACCGCGUAAAACUUUGGAUCACUAUCAACGAGCCCUACGUAUGCGCCAAACUGGGCCACGAAGACGGCAUCCACGCGCCGGGGUUAAAAGAACCGGGGGUCGCCGCCUACCUGGUGGGCCACAACAUGCUGCGUGCCCACGCCAUGGCCUGGCACAGCUACAACUCCUUCUACAGGACCAAGCAGAAGGGCGCGGUGUCCCUGGCCAUCAACAGCGACUGGCUUGAGCCGUCGAGCGCAGAUGGCGCCGCCGAUAUCGCCGCCGCCGAACGCCAACUUGCGUUCACACUGGGGUGGUUCGCCUGGCCCGUGUUUGUCACUGGAGAUUAUCCAGAAGUGAUGAGAUCGUCCGUCGACGCUCAGAGCGAGAAGCUGGGAUGCGACGGUGGCUCGAGGCUGCCCAGUUUCUCAGAGGAUGAGCCUGCCGUUUUGGGAACGGCUGACUUCUUCGCGUUGAACUACUAUACGUCUCGCAAAGUCACGCCGGGAGGAGGCCGUGGAGAGGUGUUGUGUAUGACAAGCGACCGAGGUUCGCGAGACGUUUUGGAUCCGUCCUGGCCUAUUUGUGGCGUGUCCUGGCUCGCCGUGGUGCCCCAUGGCUUAAGGAAACUUCUCAAGUACAUCAAGGACACUUUCAACAACCCAGCAGUCUACAUUACUGAGAAUGGCUUCUCUCAGGUGGGGCAGCUGCAGAUUGAGGAUGUCCAGCGCUCAGAGUUUUACAGGGACACCAUCCUGGAAGUGGCCAAAGCGAUACAAGAAGAUGGGGUCGACGUCCGUGGAUACUUCGCAUGGUCCCUGCUGGAUAACUUCGAAUGGGCCGAUGGGUUCAGUGUUCGCUUCGGAUUGUUCCACGUGGACUUCACGGACGCACGGCGAAGCCGCACCAUAUAUCAGUCUGGACGGGAGUAUGCUAAGAUGAUCUCAAAAUACAAAUGUGGUCAAUCCGAAUGAGAAGACCGAAUAAUUCAAAAGAAUUGUCUGACUCACACCUUCGUGCGAAUUAGAUGAGUCAACCAACCAGGCUUCAUUUCACUGUAGAUCCAAAGUUUUAAAGCACCGCUGUUUUCAUUUUAGAAAAUGCUCCGGGUCAUUAAUAGGAAAUCUGCCUUCAGCAGAGGACGUGAGGACACGGGCUGAGAGUGGCUAAGUUGAUUCAGUGGGAUGCAAAUUAGUAUUCUAUCCUGCCCAGUCAGUCUGUACUGGGAGGUUCAUGGAGGGAGGAGAGCUCCUCAGGCGGUCCAAGGCGGCCGUGGGCCCAAGCUGCUGCAGAAGGAUGCGUAUGAAUGCAUUGUAUUUGCUGCAUUUGAUAGCAAUAAGAGGGCUCAUCUUGAGUGACGUUACGGUUAUGAGUCCAUGAGUCUCAGUACAUGCACUCGCCUGUCGUGCACUAAGGUGAUGGAUUAUCUCUAAAGUCUAAUCCUUGUGUCUUUUGAUAUGCAGCCAUCUUCUGGAAGACGCCACACAAACAGUUGUUUGUUUGUUUGUUUGUAGUUUUCAUAGGAUUUGAAGUACGAGGAAAAAAUAGACGACAGACAAUUUGGCCUUCCUUUGUAUAUUUUUUUUUCCGACACAAAAAAAGCACGCCACGUCACCCUUCGCAUUGGAAUGAAACCCUUCAAAAAGUCCCCGUCAUAAUGCCGCCAGGCUGCAUAAAGCACACUCCAGUAGCCUCAGAAGGGAUGCCAGCUGAAAGCAACAGAUGUCCUGCCACAGGAAGAGAGCGUAAUGCUAUUUGCGUUCCCCGGGCAGCUGUGCAAACUCUCUACUUAAAGAAAGAAAAGAGUGAACAAGGCGAGCAGCCUCCCAAAGGCCUUCUGUUGAUUCUUUAUGCACGUCGUGGUUAAGGUAGGAUUAUUUAUAUGGGGGUGCCGAACAAUACAAGGCUGUUGAGAGCCAUACUGAGCAUUGGACAUGUGCUGUGUGUGUGUACGGGUCUCCAAGAAGGUGGGACGCCGUCGAUUAUUUGAGAGGUUUAGGUCCAAGUUUUAGGAAAAUGCCGAUUUAAAAAAAAAAAAAAAUCAACUGCCACUGCUUUUUAUCAGUAUAGGGCGAUGCAGAGACUGGGAUGAGCAGUUAGUUAGCCUACAGUGCCACCUUGUGGCAUCAAAGGGAACCACGGCGUUGAAGACGACGGCCCAGUGUGUGCUGUGCUGCGCUUCACAAUAUGGUGUCACAUGUGUGCUGCUUUGAUUAAUAAAAUGCGUCCUGUUGGUGUAACAAUAAACAACUAAAGCCUCUCCCUAACCACAAUACAUCAUAGAUUUAACACAAUUAAUAUUUAUGGUCUGAUGUGAAGGAAAAUGUCAUUUAUAUUCUGUGUUGGGAGACUUUGUUUGCAUUAAUAAGCAUGGUGUAUCGUGACAUCCAGUUGGCUGUGCAUACUGUUUUCAACAGAUGUGAGUAAUACCCUCGUGGCCCUCCUCCAUCUAUGUCAAGCCGAGUGAGAUUCUCCUUUGUCUUAUGAUGAAUAACAAGCUAUUGUGGAAACAUGAAUAAUGCCACCGCCGCUCACAUUAGAACUCUUUUUCCGGCUGCUUUGAACACAAAGUUGAACCACAUCUCGCACUAUUUCAAUGCUAAUGAAGUAUAUCUAAUAUCUGUGUCUCUGUCAGAAGCUGCUGGCGAGCCUUAAAUCUCAGCGGAACGAUGGCGACAGACCGCAGAGCACCAAACAUUUACUAAACAGAUGUAAUAUGCAGAUUGUCAGCUGGAAGCCAUUUCCCUCACGUCCCACAUUUGAUCCUGUAUGACCACCACAGUGCAUUAUACAAGUGGAUAAACGCCUCACCGUGGCAUAACCACCAGUUCGGAGCUCUGUCGCCACUUUUGACAGUGGCAUAAGAAGCAUGACGACGGCGCUAUGAAAAGCACUUUGGAAGACCUCGCCUUUUGAUUGAUGAAUUUGGCGGCGCAGACAAGAUUGAGGGGGAUGAAUAUCGCUAGGCCUUGAAGACAGGAAGUGGAAUUAUGACGGACCCAUACAGAGAACUGAAGCGCCGAGUCGAAGAGAGAAUGAAAAGAGAGAAAGGCAAUUCAAAUCUUUUUCUUUCAAGUCCCUCCCUGAGGGGCUGCAGAUGACCCCGCUAACGACUGUUGAAAUUCUAACUCCCUUGAGUGUGAUGGCGCCGCGUGAUGGGAGGGGGGGUUCGCAGACCUGCCUGAAAAAUUUAAAGCAUCUAGAAUAUUCAGCUAAC
Messenger RNA from Cyclopterus lumpus (lumpfish), 3824 nucleotides. RefSeq names its product glucosidase, beta, acid 3 (gene gba3). Gene Ontology annotation, molecular function: hydrolase activity, hydrolyzing O-glycosyl compounds. The record is from RefSeq and is a predicted model, not a curated record. Lineage: Eukaryota; Metazoa; Chordata; Actinopteri; Perciformes; Cyclopteridae. Gene Ontology annotation, biological process: carbohydrate metabolic process. The transcript has 6 exons. The coding region runs from base 172 to 1581 and encodes 469 amino acids.